Messenger RNA from Ctenopharyngodon idella (grass carp), 4655 nucleotides. Its product is annotated as transcription initiation factor TFIID subunit 1-like. The coding region runs from base 227 to 1342 and encodes 371 amino acids. The record is from RefSeq and is a predicted model, not a curated record. NCBI's taxonomy places the organism in Eukaryota, Metazoa, Chordata, Actinopteri, Cypriniformes, Xenocyprididae. The transcript is spliced from 7 exons.
GGUCAAAACUGAGAGGCGUUUCACAACUAACAACACACGCAAACACAGACACACAGUCAGUGAACAGUAGAGUUUGGUUCUCAACACGUGAGACAAGAAACAAAUGUAUUAUUUUAUUCUCCACUGAUAGAUGAGAGCAGUAUUAUUGGCUGUUUGAGUUUCAGAAAGUCGUUUGAGGAACUGCUGAGAGUUUCAGACUGAUUCUCUGAACUGAACUGAUGAAGAAAUGAAGUUUCCACUGACAGUUUGUGUGUUUCUGCUGACGGUGAUCAGUUCACUGUCUGUGGACAUUACAGUGAGAGGAACGGAGGGAGAACCAGUGAGCAUUAAGUGCCCUUAUCCAGGAGGAUAUAAAAACUAUUUCAAAUACUUCUUAAAAGGACCUUCCAAAAAGAGUGUCCUUAUACUACAAUCUGAUAGAGGAAAGUCUAAGGGCAGAUUCUCACUGCAGGAUGAUCAUAAGAGUUCAUUUACAGUAACCAUCAGUAACCUGAAGAUGGAAGAUGCUGGAACAUACGGCUGUAGAGCUGGAGCUGAACACUACAAAGAAGUCAAUCUUAUUGUGAUCAGAGCUCCAGAGACAACAAGACCUGUCCAGAUCUCAACAUCCACCAUUCGUCCGCAUACAAACAGCAGCACUGAACACACCAGCAAUAAACACACCAGCAAUAAACACACCAGCAACGAACACACCAGCACCGAACACACCAGCAAUAAACACACCAGCACCGAACACACCAGCACCGAACACACCAGCAAUAAACACACCAGCAACGAACACACCAGCAACGAACACACCAGCACCAAACACACCAGCACAGUGACUCAUCAAACAGAAACUGAAACAACAAGAACAACAACAGGAAAUACUAGAGUUGAACUCCAUCAGCAAACCACUACAAUGCGUACAGACCUGGUUUCUGUUGCUGGCGGUCUGGGUUUGUUUUUGCUGGUUCUGUGUUCGGGAACGCUUCUCAUCCUGAAAAUGAGGAAAAGGAAAUGUGGGACAGUUUUAUUUCAGCAAAAUGUGCAGCACAAUACAGAGACUGACCACAUGUAUGAAGAGAUUCCAAAAAGCGAUGGUGCCGUGGCAGCAUCUUCAUCCAGUCAGAUGUCUGCCUCACACCUCAACACCCACCCAAAAGUCUCUACUUUUUACACCACAGUAACCAAUCAGCAGCCUGAUUCAAACCUUAGUCACACCCACUCAACCAAUCAGGUGACAGAUUGGUCGUCUGAAGCAACACAGGACAGCAGGACAGAACUGAUCUACGUAACAGCAACACAUCCACAAAACGCAACAAAUGAGGAUCCGGUAUAUUCAGUGAUCAAUGAUAAAUAAAGAUCUGGAACCUGGUAAAAUCUAAAUUUAUAUAAUGAAUCAAAAUUGACACACUUUCCUAUACAAGAGUUUUUAAUCAUUUUUUUUCUGUGUGUAAUAUUACUAACAAGAAAAGUCACUAACAAUUAAAAAAAAAAAUAAAAAGAAAAAAAAGAAAGUUACAUGAAAUUCAGUGUUCUUUGAUUGUCUGGCUGAUUGUCUGUGUAUCGUAUAGUAAAAUUGCUUAUUGUUAGAUUAUGUAAGACCCAAAGAACACAAAGAGGUGAGAUUUAUGGCAUCAAACUAAAUUCACAAAGCCUAUAAGCAUAUUUGUACAUUUUAUUUUCUUUUGACCACUAGUUGGCGACAAUUUCAAUCUUCUUAGGCUCCUUGGUGCUAAUGACACAUAUCGAAUUUCAUAACCAUAUGCUGUUGCUUUCAUACAGUACAGUUGAAACUACACAAGAACAGUUUGGUCUAUCAAAAGGGUUUUAGUAACUUUUUGCCAGCAUGGGCUGAAGAUGAUCUGGGCUAAUUUAGUUAAAAAAUUGGACCAACUGUCUCGAACAAUUUAACAACAAGUAGGAUUGUCAGAGCCGAUAGCCUCGUGAGCAGCACUACAACAUAUAGCGCAAAUGCCUCCGGCGACUCGAGUUUGAUUCUCGGCUCCAGGUCCUUUUCCGAUCCUGUUCCUCUCUCUCCACUCCAUGCUGUUCUGUCUGAUCUGUCCGGUCCUAUCCAAUAAAGCCAUAUAAAGGCCAAAACUAUCUUAAAAAGAAAUAGAAGUUUUUUCAGAAAAUUUAAAAUAGAACAUUUUUCAUGAGGGAAUUUUGUUUCUAGCCCUUACGGGUCAAUGUUAUUAGCAUAAACAGCUAGUGGCACUAAAGGGUCUAAGUUAGAGAUUUCACAUAUGGUUAAUGUUCAGGCUAUCCACUAUCUGUGUGCCAAAUUUCACAACUUUCCUAUUAAAGGUUAUAUGGGCUGCCAUAGACUUAAGAGCAGAAGAAGACGACUAAAAAUAACAAUUUAUGCCAGCACACCAUACAGUAGGUGCAUAACCACUAAUCAGUCUUCUGUUCAGCCUGUGAGUUAAGUUCAGAGAGCUGCUCUACACUGCGCCCUCUACAGGUGAUGUACAAUAUUACACAGGGCCUCUACAUGCAUCGUUGACUCUCAUUAUGUAGCAAAUCUUUAUUUAAAAAGACUCUGUGUACUUUGACUGAAAUCUGCUGCAAACAAACUCAAGAAAAAUGGAAAAAAAAAAAAAAAAAAAAAAAUUUUGAAGGUUAAUUUAAAUGAAACUGAGGCCAGUUAUGAAACCUAAAAUACACAAAUGUUAACCUAAAAUCUUGAUGUUGAUUAAAAGUUUAAUAUAUUAUGAAUGCAAGUACCAUUUUUAUUAAUACUAUAUGCACAGAACAUGUCAGUGUAUACUGCAGAUGUCCUGUAGAGCUGGAUGUGUUUAGAGAGACGAAGGGGAAGGAAAUGUUCAUUUCAGUUGUGGACGCUGCAAUUACUGGACACAGAGGAGAUUGAGUUGACAUCAAAAGUUCAUAUGAAUCUAGAUAUGAAUCAAAUUCAAAGUAUUUUUGUAAAGGCGAGUGUUCAUUGUUAAACAGAAACUGAUCUGAGAACAGAGGAUGAAGGCAAACACUGGUGUGCUGUGAAGAGGACUUUAACUUCCGCUAUGUCUUUUACGGAUGACUGUUCAGAGAUUUUUGAUUGAAAGUUAAACAUGGUAAGUUGAUAUCUAAUUACGUCCCAUAGAGUGAUUACUAGUCAUUAAAGGGCACCUAUUAUAUAAAAAAAAAAUAUUCACUUUCACAUAGUGUUUGAACAUAAAUGUGUCAGCAGUGUGUGUACGCAACCACCCUAGAGUGGUAAAAAUCCACUCACUCUUUUUUUAAUCCCCAUAAAUCAUAAUAAGUGUCUCAGAACAAGCCAUUUGCAGAUCUUAUCAUUUGUGACAUCACAAAAUGCUUAGGCAUGUGAAUAGUUUGUGUGUGUGAAUGUGGUGCUUCGUUUAUGUGUUCAUGAUCUUGUUCACGCUUGUUCACACGUCACUGGUGUUUUUCUGUCAGUGUCUCAAACUGAAACUGAAAUAAGAACAGGAAAUACUACAGAUUAACUCCAUCAGCCAAACACUAGUAAGCACAAACUACACUACCCAUAAUGCAACUCACAUCACAUGAUCCCUCUUUGAAAGCAAACUGUUUUGAACAUUUGUGGAGACAUUUUACCUCUUGUAUAAACAUAAAAUGAUGCACAUAUCACCUUUCAUGUGGUUAAUUCAGUUUGACAUCAACCGUAAAGAGAAGUGUUUUCUUCUGAAGAGUCGAGGUUUACCAUUGCAGUUUCACUUCAGUUACACUAUAUAUUUGUAAUAUCACUAGAUCUUUGAUAGUACAAUAAUCAAAAUUAUUGAUAUCCAUAUUAAGUUUGUUAUACAUGUGGCAUAAGGAGGGCACUCUCGUAUCCAGAUAUAUACAAAGUAGUGACUACACCACCCCAACCUUAAUCAGCUGGGGAAAUAUCAACUAAGGGCACACAAGUUCGAUUUUCUUCCCACAAUUACUAAACAAUGAGACGUGGAUAUGUACAAAAAACACUUUAUUGAAUCAUGAUAAAUAGUUUUAAAAAGGAAUCACAGGAUUAAAGUAAUACAAUGCUGGUGGCAAAAUCUCACAACACACUCAGUGAAAUCCACUGCAAGGAAACCCACACCACAUGCUUUUAGGAAAUGACAAUUUCCAUCCUCCAAGAAUAGCCAGCCUGCCCACUUCGGGUCACCCCGGCUCCUAAAAAGGUAUUCUUCUUAUAACCCUUAUAUAUUUAAAUUUCUAUUUAGUUUUAGUACUUUUUAUUAAUUGUUUGUCUCUCUCUUUUUGACCUAUUUAGAUUCAACCUAAUAAAGCUAACUGACUCUUACUCUGCAAAUAUGGGUAUAGAAUUUCUUUUCACCUGUUUAUUCAAUUUGGUUUAAUUGGCCUAUUUAAUAUAGAGAACUUUGAAUUUGACUAUGAAUACAAUUCUUCCAAAUGACACUUUGAAAUACCCAUUUCACUCUUAUUCUUCGGAACAACAACAAUAUAAAAAAAAUAAAACCAAAUAAUUAAAUCAAACAAAAGAACAGUGGAAUUUUGGGAGUAGAAAAUCAGUAGAAAAUAAAAUAAAUUACAAUAGAUCAAACUUACUGCUCACAAUAACAGUCCCAAUGUGGAUUAGGGUUUCACCAAACUUUAGCUCCAGUUCAGUGCUGCUUACACGAGAUCCUCCUUCCGUAAUUGAGUUCUGAGCAGCACAAUUCAAUCAGAAAAAAAAAAGCGAAGGAAAA